Gongylonema pulchrum is the source of this 320-nucleotide messenger RNA. Lineage: Eukaryota; Metazoa; Nematoda; Chromadorea; Rhabditida; Gongylonematidae. The record is from the annotation of a GenBank genome assembly.
AUGGCUUCAUCGUCAGACGACGCAUCCACGCUUCCACACUCAUCUUCCGCCUCAAAACUCCUGAAAACGAGUGCGGCCGAACGAAGAAAGAAGGUUUUCUUGGGAGAAUUGCCAGAUGACUUUCUACGCAUUACCGUCCCAGCAACAGCAAUUCCCCAGCACCCUGAACAACAGCAUCAGCAGCAACAUCAACAGCAACAACAGCAACAGCAGCAGCAACCUGUAAUUCCGGUAUAUAUAGCAGAUCCAGUUUUGGCUGCUCAACAAAGUGUACUGCAAGCACAGGUGUUGCUUCCACUAUUUCGUUACAGCUUCUAAUU